UGAAGCUGGGAGAGCUCAUUUGGAAGAAAGGGGUACUAGAAAGUUAUCUAAGCGCUGAAAAGAAACCAUAGGCACCUAUUCUGCUUGAGGUGCCUGACAAGCUGACUCUCUAAGGGACUCGCUUUUAGAUGGAUGUUUGUCUGUUUGUUAGAAGGAAGAUUUUACAAUGAAUCCUUUGCUUUUAAGCUUACGAGAGCCCCCGCGGUGAAACUGUGGCGCAGACUUACCUUCUGCUACCCUGUUGCUGCAGCUCUACCAGAAAAGUUUUGGAAGGAAUGUCAGCUGUGUACAGCUCCUGGAUCCAUCAGCUAAGAGAGGACAAACCCUAGGGGAAAGCUCUAAUGACUGAGCGGGAUCUGGCAUCUGACCUGGAGAAGAUUUUCCCCCCCCUUGCCCUUGAAGAUUUCUUUUGGGAAGCAGUGAUUUGGCUGGUAGAGAUCAGAUGAGAAGGCAUCGUGAAGCUGUUCAGAAGGACUGGGGAAGUGUUUAUUGUUGAUGUGUGGUGUGUUGAAGAGUCAUCCCUUUUGACAGAAAGUUGUUGGGAACCAGUAUCAAGCUCUACUGAGGCAGGGAAUCCAUCUAGUCAUGGAGGAGGAACAAGCAGCCUGCCCCGAACCCCAGCCAGACAGCAUGAUGUCUGAUGCGUUCUCCAAACUGUGGACGGAUGUAAUGGGAAUACUGGACGGGUCACUGGGUAACAUCGAUGACCUGGCACAGCAGUAUGCAGAUUACUAUAACACCUGUUUUACUGAUGUGUGUGAGAGGAUGGAGGAGCUGCGCAAACGGAGGGUUUCUCAAGACCUUGAUAUGGAGAAACCCGAUGCCAGCCCCACAUCGCUACAGCUGCGGUCCCAGAUUGAAGAAUCACUUGGCCUCAGUAGUACUGUGUCAACACCAGAGACUGAAAGAAAGCUUUCCCUUCAUAAAUCAAGUUCUGAAGAAAACUCUGUAGGGAAAGCAGACUGGAAAAAGAAGAAUAAGUAUUUUUGGCAGAAUUUCCGAAAGAAUCAGAAAGGAAUAAUGAGACAGACUUCGAAAGGAGAGGAUGUUGGUUAUGUGGCAAGUGAGAUCACAAUGAGCGAUGAGGAACGGAUCCAGCUGAUGAUGAUGGUGAAAGAGAAGAUGAUCACUAUUGAGGAAGCACUUGCUAGGCUGAAGGAAUAUGAGGCCCAGCACAGGCAGUCAGGCAUCAUAGACUCUACAGAUUGGCCUGACGGCUCGUACCCAACAUUUGACGGGUCUUCCAAUUGUAAUUCAAGAGAACAAUCGGAUGAUGAAACAGAGGAGUCGGUGAAGUUUAAGAGGUUGCACAAGCUGGUUAACUCUACUCGCAGAGUCAGAAAGAAACUAAUUAGGGUGGAAGAAAUGAAAAAACCCAGCACAGAAGGUGUGGACGAGCACUCACUUGACAGCUCUCCUGUACUGGAUGACAGAUCGGCACUUUACUCUGGAGUUCACAAGAAGCAAUUCUACUUAGAUGGCUCUUCUGAAAAGCAGCCUGAGGAUGACUUGGACUCAUUCACCACUUCUCCUUCAUCCAGCAGCCUAGAUACUUGGGGUGCUAAUAGGAAGCUGGUUAAGACCGUCAGCAAAACUGAUAGCCGUGGCCUUAUUAAGCCCCCCAAGAAGCUGGGGACAUUUUUUUCUUACCCAGAAGAGGAGAAGACCCAGAAGGUUUGCCGCUCUUUGACAGAGGGGGAGAUGAAGAAGGGCCUUGGCUCCCUGAGCCAUGGGAGAACCUGUAGCUUUGGAGGAUUUGACUUGACAAAUCGUUCAUUGCACGUUGGAAACAACAACAACUCUGACCAAACGGGCAAAGAAGGAGACUUCAUUUAUAAAGAAGUGAUCAAGUCGCCCUCUGCCUCCCGUAUAUCUCUUGGCAAAAAGGUGAAGUCUGUAAAAGAAACCAUGAAGAAAAGGAUGUCUAAAAAAUAUAGCAGCUCUCUGUCAGAGCAGGACUCCAGCCCUGAUGUAAUGCCAGGUUCUCCGCAGUCACCACAGCCAGAGACUGAUUCUCUGGAUAAGCCCAAACUGAAAGCUGGUGGUUCAGUAGAAAGCCUGAGGAGCUCCUUAAGUGGUCAGAGCUCAAUGAGUGGUCAGACAGUGAGCACGACAGAUUCCUCAGCCAGCAACCGGGAGAGUGUCAAGUCUGAAGAUGGUGAUGAUGAAGAGCCUCCCUAUAGGGGACCUUUUUGUGGACGAGCCAGGGUUCACACUGAUUUUACACCCAGCCCUUAUGAUACUGACUCCCUGAAACUUAAGAAAGGUGAUAUCAUUGAUAUAAUCAGCAAACCUCCCAUGGGCACUUGGAUGGGCCUGUUGAACAAUAAAGUGGGCACUUUCAAAUUUAUCUAUGUGGACGUGUUAAAUGAGGAGGAAGAGAAACCAAAGCGGCCCACAAGGAGACGACGGAAAGGAAGACCACCUCAGCCCAAGUCUGUCGAGGAUCUCCUUGAUCGUAUCAAUUUAAAGGAGCACAUGCCCACUUUUCUAUUCAAUGGUUAUGAAGAUCUGGACACUUUCAAACUGCUGGAGGAGGAAGAUUUGGAUGAGCUGAAUAUCCGAGACCCUGAGCACAGAGCUGUUCUCCUCACAGCUGUGGAGCUUUUACAGGAAUAUGAUAGUAACAGCGACCAGUCGGGGUCUCAGGAGAAACUUCUCAUAGAAGGCCAGGGACUGAGCAGAUGCUCCCCCCGGGAUUCUGGCUGCUAUGAAAGCAGUGAAAACCUGGAGAAUGGCAAGACUCGGAGGACCUGUCUGUUGCCCACAAAGUCAGCCAGUGAGCACUGCUUUAACAGAAACCAACUGCCAAGUUAUCCAACUCUGCCUUUGACUAAAUCGAUAGAAGCUCUCCAGCAAGGAAAGAAGGAAAUCCGGUUGAGUUGCUUUCAUCAUGCUCCCAAGAGCUGCAUCAAGCCUUCAAGCAUCACAGGUUUGAAGAAGAACCGCAGAAGUUUACCAGCAGCUGUCUGCCGGAGCUGUGAGACUCUGGAUGGCACCCAGAAUGUGGCCAAGUGGCCAAGAUCUCAUUCACUGGAUGACCUCCAAGGAGAAUCCAGCACUGACCUACCGAACACUAGUAAGAAAGUAGAUUCUUUCCCUCAGGAUGCACUGGAUGUAGCAAAAAAGACAACUGGGUCCGUCCUGAAGCCUAAGGUUCCUGGGGGUGGCAUGAGGGCAGAAGAGAAUCUACCUAAGCAAAGUAAAGGAACUGCUGACUCUCAGAAGGGAAAAGCUAGGAAAUUGGACUGCUCAGUAACAGAGACUUCAUGUGGGACUCCUACUCAGUACCUGCUUAAACGCUGGGAGGCUCAGCCUACUUCAGUUACACACAACGUAACAAGGACACCUCUGGAAAAUCAUCAUAAAAGCAGUCAUGACCUUGAAAGGGCUAAUAACUCUCCAGUCCUCAAGGAAGGUCUCAAAGCUGAGGUAAAGGGCGUGAGCGAGGCAAGAAUUCAGUCAAAAAAUCCUUCACAGCCACCACCAGUCCCUGCCAAAAAAAGCCGAGAACGCCUUUCUAAUGGACUAUAUCAUCCCCCUCUGACCCUAAGUGGAGCCCUUUCAAGUCCAGAUGCACCAUGUUUGCCAGUAAAAAGGGCCAGUCCAUCCAGCCCCAUUGAUUGCCGUGUAGUACCUGCCUGUAGACCCUCUUCUGAGCAGCCCAGUACCCCACCAAGCACACUGCCCCCUUGGCUAGCUGAGCUUUCUGAGACUGCUAGCAUUCAGCAACAUGUGGUAAAGCUAGGCCCUGCUUUAGCCAGGAAAGUCUCUUGUACUAGAGGACUGGAUCUGGAAAUGUUGAUAGAAAACAAGUUGCAGUCUGAAGAGAUUGAUCUCACAGAGGAACCAUAUUCAGACAAGCAUGGUCGCUGUGGGAUUCCUGAAGCUUUGGUGCAGAGAUACUCUGAAGACCUAGAGCAGCCUGAAAAGGAUGUUGCUACAAACAUGGACCAAAUCCGGGUGAAGCAGUUGAGGAAGCAGCACCGCAUGGCAAUUCCGAGCGGAGGGCUCACUGAAAUCUGCCGAAAACCUGUAUCCCCUGGACAUAUCACAUCUAUAACUGACUGGCUGGUUUCUAUUGGCCUGCCUAUGUAUUCUAGCUCACUCACAGAAGCAGGAUUCAACACGCUAAGCAAAGUGCCUUCUCUGUCACAAACUUGCCUUCAAGAAGCUGGCAUCACAGAGGAGAGGCACAUAAGCAAGCUCCUGGCAGCAGCAAGACUCUUCAAACCCCUCAAUCCAGAGGCAAUUUAACAUGCUCUGGAAUGUGGCACUGCCUGAGACCCCGCUGCUUCUUACUGCACCAGUUUUGCCCUAAUUUCUCCACACAGCAAAUGGGAUCAAGCAAGUGGAUCCCAGGGAUAGGCAAAUAAACUCCUCAGAGGAUCUUCCUUUUUUCUGUCUUUAGCAACUAAAGGAGAAAAGAAGCAACUGCCAGGUAACAGAAGUGUGGUACUUCCUUAGUCCUCAACAACAACGUAUUUUUAGUUCUGAAAGUGCACAGGGCUAGCCUGUGGUUAGACAGCACCCCAUGUGACCAUUAAGCUAAGGGACCCUUGCACACUCUCCACAAGUUUGUGACAGCUACACCCGCUGUCAGCCCUGUUUCUGUUGCAAGGUCUCUAUGAAUAGAAGGCCUUUUGUAAAGCUGGGUCCCAGUUACCUAGAGUCAGCCCUGAAAGCCACGUACAAGCCAAGGUGCAGCUCACCGGCAAAAGCUGUUUAGCAAAUCUUCUUGGGUUUUUUGUUUGCUUGUUUUGUUUGUUUUAGCAAUCAAAUGCUAAAUACAUACCCUUUUUUGUCAUCCUCUCUGUUGCUUGGUAUAGUUCCUGUAGACCACAGAGCCUUUAGCUAGGCCAGAAUAAUGGAUUGGAAUUAGUUUACAAUAUUGACCAUUCCGGUUGUUCCAGUACAACUAACCUAACAGAGUCCAAAACUCCUUUUGUGUAUAGAAUUGGGGUCAUUUUUGUAACUGCUUUCUCGCAACCAGCUUUUUUUACUUGCCUUAAAAUCAGCUUGUCAGCAGUUAUCUAGUGUUCACUUAUCUGUAUCCAACCUUGCUUCAUCCUGUCGUCGUUCCAUGGCACUUAGGGUGAUUUUCAGUUAAAGUAACUUCUAUAGAUUGUCUCGUAACAUCUUCUGUUUGUAGAGGUGCUUUUGCAAAUGCAGAGUUUCCAUUGUCAGGCUAACUGUUCGCAGCGGUCUGCAUUUGCUGCUGUUAUUAAAAUGUUCAAAGUUAUCUUGCCUUGUAUAUAUGUAACUGCUUUUCAUUUUAAUCAUAUUUUUAUGUACUGUGUUAUACUGUCAAUCAUUAUACUGCAGCUUUGACUUGGUAUCCUGACCAUAUCAAUUCAAAACAUUGGUUUCUUCAAAUGAAAGGUUGCCCUGGGGAAAUAAAAUGCACCGAAGAAGCAA
Terrapene triunguis (Three-toed box turtle) is the source of this 5418-nucleotide messenger RNA. It is a transcript of the gene SASH1, whose product is annotated as SAM and SH3 domain containing 1. The record is from RefSeq and is a predicted model, not a curated record. Lineage: Eukaryota; Metazoa; Chordata; Testudines; Emydidae. Gene Ontology annotation, molecular function: protein binding. The transcript has 20 exons. The coding region runs from base 586 to 4257 and encodes 1223 amino acids.